AUGCCUAGCAGUAAGAACGUGGUUUUCGACAUCGUUGGCACUCUGGUGUCGUACGACGUUCUAUUCGAUGCGAUCGAUGAGCAGAUGGGCGAUCGACUCCGAGCAGAAGGCAUCAAGCCAACGCUGCUGGGAUACACUUGGAUCGAAGUUGCCGAGCGUGAAUACACCUAUCUUAGCAUCAGCGGUCAGUACAGAUCAUUCGUGACCUGUUUCGAGCUGCUCUUCUGGCGCAUGCUGCAUAUGGCAGGCAUCUCCGAGCCCCGACGUUUCGCGACGGAGAAGGACCUCGAGUUCAUCAUGAAAAGAUAUGGCAACAUGGGGUUACGGCCAGGGGCAGCAGAGUGCGUCACCAAGCUGCGCGAGGCCGGGUACACGGUUUGGGCUUUCACGGCUGGGGACCUGGCAAGAGUGGGGGGCUAUUUUGCCAAUGCUGGUCUCGAAUGGCCAGCAGAGAACCUGUUGUCCUGCGAUACUCAGGGCAUAGGAAAGCCCGAUCUGCGGGCGUAUCAGCCACUGCUCGAGCAAUUAUCCCAGCAUGGACGGCCAUGGUUCGCUGCCGGGCACAUGUGGGACGUUUCGGCGGCUCGCUGUGCGGGAUACAAAUCCGCGUAUUGUUCAAUUUGGGAAAAGGAGCCCAUCCCUGAAUUGUUCGGAGAGAUGGAUGUCAUGGCCGAGACGCUACCGGAGAUGGCUGAUAAGAUCAUUGCAGCACAAUGA
Messenger RNA from Aspergillus saccharolyticus JOP 1030-1, 717 nucleotides. Its product is annotated as haloacid dehalogenase-like hydrolase. The record is from RefSeq and is a predicted model, not a curated record. NCBI's taxonomy places the organism in Eukaryota, Fungi, Ascomycota, Eurotiomycetes, Eurotiales, Aspergillaceae. The transcript has 2 exons. The coding region runs from base 1 to 717 and encodes 238 amino acids.